Messenger RNA from Phodopus roborovskii (desert hamster), 14525 nucleotides. RefSeq names its product StAR related lipid transfer domain containing 9 (gene Stard9). Gene Ontology annotation, molecular function: ATP binding; microtubule motor activity; lipid binding. Gene Ontology annotation, biological process: spindle assembly; microtubule-based movement. The record is from RefSeq and is a predicted model, not a curated record. Gene Ontology annotation, cellular component: nucleus; cytoplasm; centriole. The transcript has 32 exons. NCBI's taxonomy places the organism in Eukaryota, Metazoa, Chordata, Mammalia, Rodentia, Cricetidae. Bases 150 to 14063 code for a protein of 4637 amino acids.
GGCGAGGCCGGGACUGCAGCCCCGAGGCGCGUGGGGCGGGCGGGGCAGUCUGUGGUUGUUGCCGUGCCUGUGGCUGGGUCUUUUCGCUGGACGCUGUCCAGGCAUGCUUCCGCUGGACCGCUGUGCGGGUCUUGGGCUGUGGCUGAGGGAUGGCGAAUGUGCGGGUGGCCCUGAGGGUCCGGCCUCUCAGCAAGCGGGAGAUCAAAGAAGGGGGAAGAAUUAUUGUGGAAGUUGAUGACAAAGUGGCAAAAAUCAGGAAUGUAAAGGUGAGCAGUCGACCAGAGAACUUUGGAGACACCCGGGAGAAGGUUGUGGCAUUUGGCUUUGAUUACUGCUAUUGGUCAGUCAACCCGGAGGACCCUCAAUACGCAUCUCAGGAAGUGGUGUUCCAGGGCUUGGGGACUGAAGUACUGUCUGGAGCUGCCAAAGGCUACAAUAUUUGCCUCUUUGCCUAUGGGCAGACUGGCUCUGGGAAGACAUACACCAUGCUGGGGACUCCAGCCUCUGUUGGGCUGACCCCACGGAUAUGUGAGGAUCUCUUCAUCAGGGAGGAUGCCUGUGCCUCACUGCCUUCUUCCCCUAGCAUAAAAGUAAGCUUCCUGGAAAUCUAUAAUGAACGGGUGAGAGAUCUUUUGAAUCGAUCCAGUCAAAAUAAGUCCUAUAGCUUGAGGGUCAGGGAGCAUCCAGAGAUGGGGCCCUACGUCCAAGGUCUAUCUCAGCAUGUAGUUACCAACUAUCAAGAAGUUAUCCAGCUCCUGGAGGAGGGGAUAGCAAACAGGAUCACAGCAGCCACCCAUGUUCACGAGGCCAGCAGCAGAUCCCAUGCCAUCUUCACUGUCCACUACACACAGGCAAUCCUCCAGAAUAACCUCCCCUCAGAGACUGUCAGCAAGAUCAACCUUGUGGACCUAGCAGGCAGUGAGAGAGCAGAUCCCAGUUACUGCAAGAACCGGAUUACUGAAGGUGCCAAUAUCAACAAGUCUCUUGUGACUCUGGGGAUUGUCAUCUCCACUUUAGCUCAAAACUCCCAAGUGUUCAGCAGCUGUCAAAGCCUCAGUAGUGCAGCCAGCAGUGGAGGUGACAGUGGGAUUCCUAGCACUGCAUCUGGGACCAGCAGUGGAGGGGGACCUGUAAGGAGGCAGUCUUACAUCCCAUACCGGGACUCUGUGCUGACCUGGCUACUGAAGGAGAGCCUCGGAGGCAACUCCAAAACCAUCAUGGUUGCCACUGUGUCCCCUGCACAUACCAGCUACAGUGAGACCAUGAGUACUCUGAGAUAUGCAUCCAAUGCCAAAAACAUCGUCAACAAGCCACAGGUGAAUGAGGAUGCCAAUGUGAAGCUCAUCCGAGAACUCAGGGAGGAGAUUGAUAGGCUGAAAGCCAUGCUACUGAGAUUUGAACUGAUAGACCAGCGGACUCAAGCCUGGACUCGGGAGUGGAAUGACUGGAAGGCACUCAUGGAGCAUUAUAGUAUGGAUAUCAACAGGAGGAGGGCUGGGGUGGUCAUCGACUCCAGCCUGCCACACCUGAUGGCUUUGGAAGGUGACGUGCUCAGCACAGGUGUUGUAAUUUAUCACCUCAAGGAGGGGACAACAAAAAUAGGAAGAAUUGAUUCAGACCAGGAACCGGACAUUGUCCUUCAGGGCCAGUGGAUUGAGAGGGACCACUGCACCAUCACUAGCACUUGUGGAGUGGUCAUUCUCCGGCCUACCCACGGGGCACGCUGUACAGUCAAUGGCCGAGAGGUCACUGCUUCCUGCCGCCUGACUCAAGGAGCUGUUAUAACACUGGGGAAAGCACAGAAGUUCCGAUUUAACCACCCUGCUGAGGCUGCUUUGCUGCGACACCACAGACCUCAGGUUGGAGAAGCUCUUUGCAGUAGUGGUUCUUUGGAAUGGCUGGACCUGGAUGGAGAUGUCACUGCCUCAAGACUGGGUCUCUGUCCUGCACUUUGGAAGAAGAGGAAAGUGCUACAAGAAGAGUGUGACAAGAACCAGCAGACAUCAAGAAAUGGCAAGAUAUCCCAUAGAGCCUGGACUGAGCAACAGCAGUGCUGUGUGGGGGAUCUGAGACAGCAAGCCAUAGAAGGACAGGGUAGAGUUCAGAAGGAGCCAGAACUGGACCAGACACAUAACAGCCAGCAGAUAGAAGACAACCAGCAGUGGCUACUCAGAGGAGAGUCCUGGCUAGCCAGCUUACAGGAGAUACAGCAAGGAGACAACAGUGGAGAAGAGAAAGAACUUGAGGCCUUUGUGGCACCUGAUGCUUGGCUUCCAACAGUUCCUCAGAUUCUACCAUCCCCACUGGUCCAAAGCCAUAAGAGGGUGAUACAGCUGCAGCGCUUACGGAGACGCAUUUCUCGGGCUACAGUGUGGAACAUCAGGCAGAAAAAGAUCUCAUUACAGCUGGAGAGAAUUAUUAAGAAGCGGAGGCUCCCGGAGACCCAGAGGAGACUGGAGCAGCUCAGGGCACUCUACUGGCUCCAGGAUGAUGGUGCCUCCAAGGGCCCAAGUUGGGUCUCCAGCUCUAACACUACAGGACCAGGUUCUCAGCGUAGAAGCAGAUGGACAACUUGUAGCUCUCUGAGCCUCCAAAGGCUCUGCAGCCAACGUUUGUCCCAGCUACACAGUGCUUUCAUGAACUGGAACCCUUCCACCAUGUCACCACCUCUGCCUGACCUGACUCACCAAAUACCAGAGAAAACCCUAUCAGCAGAUUCCAUUCCCCAAGCUGCUGCUUACCCUCCAAGGACAGGAUACUUGGGGAGGAACAGCCUCCAUCCAUCAAGCUGGAGAAAGCUCUGUCCAGCCAGGGGAGCCUCAGCCAGAGGGGGAGUCUCUGCCCAAGGCACCUGUCUCACUGUGAGCCACGAGUCUGUCAAUAGCCAGGAAACUGAGACAUUGGGUAAGCAGCCCUGUCAGAUGACCUCCCAGGGCUUAGUGACUAAGAAGCUAAAGCCAAGGGAUGGUUCAAGGACCACUGCUACACAGACCAGAAGGGCUAAGGGACUAGUAGUCUCUGGCAACACAAAAACUGGAUGGCAAAAAGAAGGGAGCUGUGGGACCUACAAGGCUCCUAAGGAAACCACUUCCCACUCUACUUAUCUCAAUGGGUCCAAGCUAGCAGCUGGGCAUGGGAAAGCAGUCAAGACUUUCCAGGCAGAAUCCAAACCAUUUCCUCCAAGCAGGGCUUCAAAAAAACACCAGAGGGUGCUGCCAGCAGCUAGGGGCAGAGAUGUUGCAAAAAAGUGCUCUCGUUUGCCUCAUGGCAGUCCUUUAAAAAGACAACCUAACACAGGGAAUUCAGACAUUCUGGCCUCCUUCACAGAUUCCAGACCUAUAAUGGAUCGUGCAAGAGAAAAGGACAAUGAUUUAUCUGACACUGGUAGCAGUUACUCAGUGGAUUCUCUCUCUUACAUCUAUGCCAAAGUCCCAGAGGAGCUGUUGAAGCCAGCAGGCCUUCAGGAAAAAUGGGAUCUUCCAGAUCAAGAGAACUCUGAAAGUGACAGCAGUCAAAUAUCUGAGGAUUCACUUGCUGAGAAAGGGUACCAAAGCCCCCUAGAAAACUCAGGGGGUGAAUGUUCUACCAUGAACCAUGGGCAGUCAAGGGCCAGAAUUUCAUGCUGUCUAAGUCGCCUCCCCAAGGCCUCUGACAGUAGUGUGUGUGCUCGAGCACAUAGGAGCUUUUCUUUGGACAGCCUGAUUGACACCGAAGAACUAGAAGAAGAGAGGCAAGAGGAGUCUUUUGCUGAUGAGAUGCCUACAGAGACUUUUUGGCACCUGCAGAAGGCCACCCUAGCUGCAGUAGACCAGGAGGCAACAUGCGGGCCUAGCCCUGUCAACCACAGAACAGUAGUCAGGCUAAAUGCCCUCCAGCCAAAGAACAAUUCAUUUUACCUUGAUCCUCAGUUCCAGCUCCACUGUGAGCAGCCUGAGUCAGAACAAGCCAACUCCCUCCAAAGCAUGCAGCUUUCAAGAGGGAGCCCCCUGGUAUCUGUGGAUUCAUGGUUUUCUUGUGAUUCUAAGGUCAAUCUCAGCAGCCCCUCAGCAACUGUACAGUCUUUAUGUCCAAGUCCUGAUGUACAUGGAAUUCAGCCCCAUGAUGAGAUGCCUGGACACUGGCUAAACAUCGAAGAAGUAAAGCCACCAGGUACAGUCCUGCCAUAUAACUGCAAACUGCACCAAGACAGUGCUGAGCCAACCUGCAGUUCAGAUUUGUACACAACCUCUGCUUCUCAUACAGCCAAGCCCUCAGUUUGUGGAAGUCAAAGGCUCCUUCGGCCGGGAGUUGAUGGUGUCUUUCAGGACAAAGAAAUCCCUGACAUGAUCUAUCAGGGCAUCUCUGAAGAGUUACACAAUUCUGACAUGUCAAGUGUGCUGGCUCCCUCUGCCACAUCAUUGACUCAUGUAGGCACCAUUCAUGAGAAGGACUGGGCUGCCCUUCAGCAAAAGUAUCUCCUUGAAAUCUCUAAUUCUGUUUUGGAAGCUGUGAGAGAGCCCAGGCCAGUUUUCUCCUUCCUGGAGGAAGACUCAAGCUCCCUGGCUGAAGCUUCUGAAAAAGUAGAUACUCACUUGCCAGUUGGCCCUGGGUUGUCUAAAAAUUUAGAUUUCAGCUACUUUCCAGCCCACCUGUCAAAAACCAGGCACCUAAAAGCAGAGAAAGACCAUGACAGUUUGAGUGCCAACUUAGAAAGUGCUUCUGAUCUCUUCAGUACCACAGAGAAGGUGAGUUAUAAUAGGGCAUACUCAGUAGACCUAGAAUCACUGACUUCUGGUUCUAUAAACACACAGAGCUGUAAAGCAGGAAACAAGAUACCAAAUUAUGUGACAGAAGCAUGGGAAGUCAAACAGGCCAGCUUGGAAAGAUGCCUUCAAGAUAGCAGGAACCCUGGGCUGAUAACUUCCUCUGGGCAAUAUUUCUCCCAGAAGAAGGCUUAUCAUAAUCAUGAUACAUUAGCCACCAAAGCAGACCAAUGGCCUCAAGAUGGGGCUCUUCUCAGGAAAAACACUGCUGUCCCUUCAAGACUGUUAAGUCACCACAGCCGCCCGCACCCACUGCUGGAAGAGAAGGCAGAUUCUCAGCAGCAAGCCAAGGAAGCAGCUGGAACACAUACAGACACUUCUUGCGCUUCCACUUCAAGUCAAGAGCUAUCCCUGCACUCUGCUCCCUGGAGUCCUUUCCCAUCUUCUCUACAGCCACCUCCCUUGGAAACAUUCUAUGUAACCAAAAGCAGGGAUGCCCUGACAGAAACCGCCUUAGAGAUUCCAGCCUGCAGGGAAGCCUGGGUGCCAUCCCCACCCCCUAGGGAAGCCUGGGGCUUUGGUCAUAGCUAUCAAGUCCUCCAGAAAGCUCACUGGAAGAAUAAUGUACCCAAGUUGUCACAUAGCCAGAAUUCUAAGAUUGACCCAUCUCAGCAGAUGACAACAAAGAGGCCAACUAACCUGAACACAGGAGAAGUUACUGAGGAACUGGAGACAUGCUCUAGAAAUAUGAGUGAGGAAGGGAACCAUGAUUCUACUUACUGUUUUGUAGCUCAGAAUACACAUCAUUUCCCUUCUGGCAGCCUCAAAGUUUGUCAAUGUGGAAAUCAAUUUGGAAUUUUAAAUAAAAAGUACAGCCUCGCAGUCCACAAGGAAGGAGAAGGGGCCUCUGCAUGGCACCGCUGCAGUGUUGCCUUUGAUGGCAGUGAGUCAAAGACUUUGCUUUUCAUUUGUGAUUCCAAUGCAAGUGGGGAAGAGCAGAACCCACUCCCACCACAGGUCCAGGCCUGUGGUGUACACAGCCAGUCCUCUGGAGCCAGGUCUGAUUUCAUUGGUAAAAUCACCAGUUUAGACCUAGAGAAGGUCAUACCAGAGGAAACUGAUGUUUCUUUGAAAUCCAGAUCAUUUCACUGUCGAGUAAGCAGCCCCAUGAUCAUGGCAGGAGGUGGGAAUCCAACUCACAGAUGGGAGGAAAGAAAUGAAACUGUGCUUCUCAGGGAAGUGAUUUCCAAAGACAUCCAAGAAGAGUUCAGUCUCCCAGGAACCCAGUAUAUCUGUGAAAGAUGCCAUCUAGUUAUGUGUUCUCAGGAAAGAAAGCCUAUUGAAUGCAAGGUCCGUGGGCAGUCACAAGAAAUAAAGUUCAAAGAAGAACCGUUGGGAAAGAAACAGAACAAGAGAGUUAACAAUGCAGAUGAAAUGGCUAGGCUGAUCAGGAGUAUAAUGCAGCUGGAAACUGGCAUUUUAGAAAUUGAAUCCAAGCAGAACAAGCAGCUUCAUGCUUCCCAAAUGCCAAGAACAGAGUUUAUGUUCCAGGCCCUACAGGACCAGGAGAGGGCUGACCAUGUCCUGAUUCCAGGAAGUUCUGGAAAACAUUUAUUUGUUGAGAAUCAGCCAUCUUUUCCAAUACAGAUAGAGAAUGGUAUCUUUGGAGACAGUGAGGCUAGGGAAAUGGAGGGUAACAAUGCUGUCAGUAAUAAUGCCCAGACCCAGAAAAUCAUAGGAAGCCUGUUCAGAUCAGGGGGCUAUGCACAGAAGAGGCAGUCUGAGAGUGAACACUCACACCCACCACCUGGAAUAGAGGGACUUGCCAAGGAUACGUGUGAUUCUUUGGGGAAGGGCAUAGCUCUCAGAGAGCCUAGCAGCAUUUCCCUUCACUCAAGGAGAAAGACAGUGUUAGCUAGAGCCCUGCCAUCACAGCCCAGUGUAGAAAGCUCUCCUCAAAAGGACAAACUUCUAAAAGCAUCAGCUGACUUCCAAGACCAGCCUUGGACCUUGGGAAAUCUUGAGGAAUCAGAGACUGUGAAAAGUUUUCAAGAAAGCCGAAUUGGUGAACUCCCAAGUGAUUCAGGGUUGCAGGACACAAACACUCAUGGGAGAGUUAACGAAAUGACAGUGGAAAGGGGAGGAGAUCUACAAGAAAAUAUGUUUUCAUCCACCCAGAAACUUCCCACUUCAAGCCAUCAGUGUAAGGGCACAUUUUCCAGCCAGAAGACUGUCUCCCCAUUCCAUAACCAGACAGACUUCUCUGCAGCUCUUCCUUAUGGAGAACCAAGUGGUAAUCAAUCCUUGCAUUCUCCAAGCUCACCAAGAAGCUGUUUGCAUGCCUCUGACACCAAAGGCAUUUCUUUAUUUGAGUACAUGUUAGAGCCUACAAUGCUGAAAAUUAAUAGAAGUUCCUUGGCAACUGGAGUAGGGCAUCAGGAUUAUAGUGAGGCCAGAAGCAGUAGCCCACAGGGAAGUGUUACAACGGAUGCUUCCACUGCACACUCUGACUGUUGUGGAUCUGUGACACCCAUGGUCAUGAGAACUAAUGAUCAGUCUGUUACACCACAGAGCAUUCUACUAGAGACAGAGGACUGGAUAACAGUAAGCACUAGCCCCCAAGAAGACCAGAGAGGGGACUUCAGAGUCAUGUCAACGGGCUUGGCUACUCAGGAAGAGCUGGGUACUGAAUAUGAGGCCGCUAUACAAAAAGAAAUAAAAACCAGUUCCUUGGAUGGGGUUUCAAGGCAGACUGAAAAGAGGGUCAGUUUCCUCUUACAAGAAGACAGUAACCAUGGUGAGGAGGAAAGGCAGAAGGCAGAGAAGUCCGAAGACCAACAGCCUGCUAGCAGUGCCUGCUUAACAUCUUCGUCUCUACUGAGGGCACCUGAUCUGGAGCCUCUGCCACUACUCGACUCCUCUAUCCAUGCAUCCAUAUGCCUGGCUAUCUUGGCAGAGAUUAGACAGGCAAAAGCCCAGAGGAAGAAGCUUAAUGACUUUGCAGCUGAGGGGACAGUCCUUCCUUAUGAGACUUCACAAGAAGAAUGUUUUUCAGAGGCUGCUGGUAGGCCUGGGGAGCAAAUGGUUAAGCUCGGGUGGGACAGCACCAGGACUGAGGACGAAGCCCAAGGACUGCAAGUGGCAUCUCCAUCUGCCGUGUCAGCAGACCUCUUGGCUGCGGAGAGGAAAGCCCAAACCAUGCCUCCCAGUGCAGAGGGCUUUCAGCAUCUUCUCAGUCCUGAAACUGACAGAGGACCAGGGCAUCAUUUGCUGGCUUCCCCUCACAUUGUCCCAGAUCUAGAGAAAAGACAUUGUACUGGAGAACCAAGGGGAGCAAGUGGAUUGUCUGAUUCUUCUGAAAUCAUGGAGAAAAAGAAAAAGAAAGAAACAUCCAGCACACUGUCCUGUGUUGAUCCUUUGGCCCCAGACAGGCUUCUUUCUACACCAGCUGCAGAGCAGGAUGGAAGGGUAGGAUCAGAGAAAGUGUCUGUCUUACCUUCUCAAACUUCUUGUGAUGAUCCUGGCAGGAUUAUGCAUGGGCAGAGUCAGUUAGCUGCAUGGAAAACUGCAGCUAGUAUGUCCGUUGGUAGUCAGGACAGCUUCCCAGAGCAUCAGGAACCUACAAGUCCAGAUGGUACAUGUGGAGGAGGCUCAGGUAAAAUCUUAGUGACCACACAGGAAAGAAAAGCAGUCCAUUCUGAAUGUCAGUCUGUGAUCUGUAGUGUUAGUAAUUCUGCAGGCCUCUCAGGGCCUAAGCAAGACCAUGUCCAGUGUUUGGAUGCUUCUACUGGCUUAGAAGAAAUGAAGGCAAGUCCAAAGUUAUAUGCUGUUCAUGUAGGAGCUCCUAGAAAGGCUGAAGCAGAUGCUCACGUCAAGUGGAAAAAUGUUGACUCUGGCCUAGCAGAAGGCCAUGGAGCUGACAGCAAAAAUCCAAGGUCAUUGCUAGAUCAAAGACCUAGCCUGCAUCUUAGAGAAGAUGCUCCAGGUCUGUGCCCAGAAGAGUGCCUUGUCUCCGAAGGGAGCACUGGAGGCAGCAAGCCACUUGGCUUAUCUUACAAGGAGGAAGAGAACAGAACUAUUCCUUGCCCUCAGCUAACUGGUUCUCAACCUACUGAUGCUCAUGCCUGCUGUUCCCAUUCCUCUACUCUGCCAUGUUAUAGAGAUGGUUUCCUUAGGAAGGAAACUCUACAUCCCGUCCACUUACAUUUCAUAGUACCAUCUAGGGCUUGUGAAGUGGAUGGAACAAUAGAGAGCUUUUCCAAAGACUCUCUGGUGUUUUGGGCACAUGACCUUGAGCACAAACAUGUUAAUGUAGAAUAUGUGCCUGUAGACAGCAGCAUUCCCAACCCAUCCACUGUAGCUGUUGUCUCCUCUCCAGCUCAAAGCUGUUAUUCCCUUUCCACCUCGGAAGUUGAGGCAAAUUGCUUCACCCAUGCAGUUGCUAGUAGAAAGUCAGUUGAAGGUUCUGAGAAAAAGACCUCAAGGAAGAAGGCUAGCACUACUCCUCAGGAUGCUUAUUCAACUGGUCCUGCAGGCUCGCACUCUGAGCCACAUACGACUUUGAAGGAUAACUCUGUAGGGGAGAAUAUACAGGCAUCUCAAGCCAAGCCAGAACCUCCUGUGGUGAUUCAGGCACCACAUACCCUAAAUUUAAAUGAAGAAUCUGUUGACAGUGAGCUGGUGAUGCCAGCUCAGUAUGGACAUUUAGGAAACAUCACCAGAUGCUGUUCAAAAAAGAUACAACUUUCCACUGAGGUCAGGGGUCACAGUUGCUUGUGUUCCCAAGCCAAUUUUAUAGACAGGUUAAAACACACCUGCCACCCUCAGAUUGAGACUUCGUGGGAGGAAGAAGAGCAACAGCAAGACCAGGCUUCAGGAGAUGGCAAAGACCAUGCCCAGGUUGGAAAUCCAGCAUCUUCAAAUGAGGGUGGCUUUGAUGGCUUUCAUACUAGAGAUAGUAAAAAAGAGGAGAUAGUUGCAGCCAAGUCUCCUGUGUCCCAAACUUUCUUUUCAGACCCUGAAGACUCAGCUUCUCUGCCCUUCGGGCAAACUGAAACAUCCCAGUUUAUUACCCAGACUACUGGUCAACUCUACUCUGGAAGGGAGCAGCUGGCUCUCCGCCACAGGCACUCACUUCCUGUGAUUGCGGUCUUCUCUGGCCCUAAACAUGCCAGGUACUCUCCUAGACCUCAUUUCUCUGUGAUCAGCUCAUCUCAAUCUCUUCAUGAAUUAAAUUUGAGUGUGGAGUCUCCUUCCUCAGCUGGUGAAGAUGCACAGGCGCCAAAAAGAUUGUGGAGUCCACAUUUCAGGGGCCAUUCCUCAGAAAAACCAAUGUCAACAUCUCCAAAGAUUCAGGAUUGCAUUCAGAAAGCUCCAUGUAAUGUGAACAAUAGCCCCACUGAUCACAGGCCCCUGAAACCUGUCAUUCCUCCUUAUCCAACAUCAUCUACUAUAUCAUGCAUGCCAACACCUGAUUUCAUGACUGACUGGACGCCUGGUACUUUGGAACAGGCCCAUCAAGAAAAGACAGAUACACUGAAUGUUCAGGAUGUGCCAGAGAAUUGGCACACUCAGGUAGACAAAGACAUGCUGCACUUUGGUUCUAGUGACAUAAAUCCCUAUGUCCUGCCCUGGUGUCCACAGGAACCUGUGCAUAUUGGCUGGAAGCAAUAUGUGUUUGGAAGUGUAGUUGAUGUGUCUUGUAGCCAGAAAUCCAAGAGCCUAAUACCAUCAAAUAUGGCUCGGUGCUCUAGCAUGAAUUAUGCCCAGGAUGACAAGAAAUUCCCAUUUUACUCCCAUCUCAGGACUUAUGCCCAAACCCGGGACCUGUCAAACAUGUGCAACAGUAUUGAGAAUGACCAAAGUUCAAACAAAGGCUGGGAAAUACCGAGUUCCUCACUUGCCAUGGAGAAGCCCCAUAAGUUGAUUGGCUCUGAAGAAGUUGCUCCCACUCGGGAUUCUGACAAGAGACCCCCGUUCAGGGGCUCUUCUGAGGAAAUAGGCUGUCUGAGGAGUGAGCUGCCUGUGGCUGGAGGGAGCGCCACAGCUCCAGUAGAUGAGAUUGUACUGCUCUGCCCAUCUGAGGCAGCCUGUGCUGUGGCACAGGCCAGGAUGAAUACCCUUGAGCAGGGAACACAGACCCUGAGCAGCAGGCUCCACUGGAGUUGCACUGACAUAUCUGCUAAGCCUGAUACCAGGACAAUGUCAGACUCUGAACUGGCCUCCUGGACCAGCAUGCACAACCUUUCUCUUCACCUCUCACAGCUUCUGCACAGCACUUCUGAGCUACUUGGGAGUCUCUCCCAGCCAAGUGUGGUCCCAAAGGAGCAGGACAUCAAGAAUGAUUCCCCAGAUGAGGCCUCACAGGCCCUCAUUGUGGACGGGUGCACUCAGACCACUGUGGAUGAGGGAAUCCAGACGGACCUGGCCUUACCUCCUCUGUUCUUCCAGGCCCCAGAGGCCAAGCCUCAGGAAGUCACUGUCAUCCUUGAAGUAAUGGACUCAGGUAUCACCACCAUGUUUCAAGAAAAGGGAGAUGUCCCAGGAGUGUUUCACAAGAGAGGGGCAGAGGAAGCAGCAGAACCCCCAGAUCUCCAUGAAAGAAGCACCCACUAUAAACUACAGAGCCCUCCCAUACCCUCACCAUGCUUGAGGUUUCAGAAAGCUCAUCUUGGGCAGGACCUUACUUUCAUGAGCCCCCCACCUUCUACUGAUAGUUCCCCACCUCCCAGCCUGCAGCCAGAGGAAUCUCCCAUGGUGGUCAACAGUCCCAGCAUCCCCCACCAUUCAGGGCUCUUCCUUGGUGCUCCAGAAUUAACCCAGGAGCCUGAUACCCAGAAGCCGGGCCUCUCGAGUGCUCUGCUGGUGGACAGGGCUUCCUCUCCAAUCCUUACAUUUAGUGCCAGCACCCAUGAGUUGAACAACACCUUAGCCUGUUUGACUUCAUCAGCUCCUUCAGCUCAUCCUCUUGAAGACUUCCAGGAGAUUGCCAUCAGUCCUGACCUUGCUGUUUGUAAUCCAAGACCACUAAUGGAUAAUUCUCAAGCUACUAAUGAGUUGGGUGUCUCUCAGAGAGUUGAGUCUCUGGAAAGAGAAGGCAAGAGCCCCUUAGGAAAGAGUUCUGAGGGUUUAGUUCUUGAUUCUAGCUCCCCAUGCAGCCCACAGCAGAGCUCCAGUUUCCAGGUUAGUUUCUUAGGGCAGGCCCCUCAGCAGCUUCAGCCCACGAGCACCACUGGAGACCAAAGCAGACUGCCAUCUCCUCCACCAAGGCACAGGAGCCUGAAGCUAAAUGACAGCUUUGUGCCUGAGAAGGUGGCUUCCAUAGAGCAUGGUCCACAGAGAAGUAGGCAGCCAAGUCAGUGGCAGGGCCCGGUAGCAAAUGAGGGUGAGAGCUCGGUGUUUAUGGUGAAGCCACAGCCCAGUCCAGAUCUGUCAUCUUCAUGGAGAGAACUUCAGCCCCUUAGUCCUUGUCCUAUCUCCGAUGCUGCAGGACUUCGAAGUCCUGCUGUAGAGCCACCUCAGGCCUGCCAAUCUGUGGGACUGUUCUGCCCUGGUUCACAUGGGUUUGUGGCCCCUGAUCUCCAGCAUCACAGCCUGAGGGACCUCCCAGUUCAUAACAAAUUUGAUAACUGGUAUGGAGUUCAGGAUGGAUCUUGUGGAGAGCUGCAUGUCAGUGAGAAUCUAGGGGUUGGGUGUGAUUCCAGUUCUGUAGACCAAACACAAAGUUCCCCCCAACCUUCUGACAAUUACAACCAGCAUCCUGAGUGGCCCCGGUUGGAGCAUGUCCCUUUACAAGUAGGGGUCCAGAAACCCUCACUCAGUGUGGAACUCACAGAAGCAAAAUUAAACCGUGGCUUUGGGGAGGCAGAUGCUCUGCUGAAGGUGCUGCAGAAUGGGACAGGAGAGGUGUUUGCUCCUCAAGAACCUGCUAUGUCCUCUUUGGGGGAACUCUACACCAGGCAGAAAAGGACUAUAGAGACCCUCAAAAGAGAGAGGGCUGAACGACUUCAUAACUUUCGUCGAACACGAAGCCUCAGUCCCCAGAAACAACUCAGCUUCCUGCCCAACAAGGAUCUCCCUGCCUGGGAACUUGACUUGCCCAGCCGACGCCGAGAAUAUCUGCAGCAGCUGAGGAAGACUGUUGUGGAGACCACUAGGAUCCCAGAACCAGCAUCAAGGUCAGCCCACCCACCCUCUGACAUUGAGCUGAUGCUUCGAGACUAUCAUCAGGCCCGUGAGGAGGCCAAGGUGGAGAUUGCCCAGGCUCGGGAUCGGCUCAGGCAGAGGACUGAACAAGAAAAGCUGAGAAUUCGUCAGCAGAUCAUCUCCCAGCUACUGAAGGAAGAGGAGAAACUACAAAGUCUAGCCAACUCCAGCUCCCUGUGUACCAGCUCCAAUGGAAGCCUGUAUUCUGGUAUUACAUCUGGUUACAACAGCAGCCCAGCCUUCUCAGGCAACCUCCAGUCCCUAGAGGUUAAGGAGGACUCUCGAGUACCAGAUGUCCGAGACACUUGGAUAGGGGACUGGUGGGGCAGGUCCACAGUGAGGAACAGUCAGCUGUAUCUGACCGGGUCUUCCUGGAAGAGCUUAGCUCACAGCUGCAGAGCCUCCCUGGGCAGUGGCUCUCCUUCCAGUCUAUCCAGUUUAGGAACCUGCUUCUCCUCCCACUACCAGGAUUUGGCCAAACACAUUGUCAACACCUCAAUGGCUGAUGUAAUGGCUGCUUGUUCAGAUAAUCUCUACAACCUCUUCUGCCGCCAGGCAACAGCUGGCUGGAACUACCAGGGUGAGGAACAGAAGGUACAGCUUUACUACAAAGAAUUCUCUUCUACUCGACACGGCUUCUUGGGUGCAGGUGUGGUACCCCAACCGCUCUCUCAUGUGUGGGCAGCUGUGAGUGAUCCCACUCUGUGGCCUCUGUACCACAAGCCCAUCCAGACAGCAAGGCUGCAUCAGCGAGUGUCCAACAGUAUCAGCCUUGUGUACUUGGUGUGUGACACCACACUCUGUGCGCUGAAGCAGCUGCGGGAUUUCUGCUGUGUCUGCGUGGAAGCCAAAGAGGGGCACCUGUCAAUCAUGGCAGCUCAGUCUGUGUAUGACACAUCCAUGCCAAGACCCAGCAGAAAAAUGGUUCGAGGAGAGAUCCUGCCCAGUGCCUGGGUCCUGCAGCCUGUCAUCAUGGAAGGGAAGGAAAUAACCAGAGUCAUCUUCCUUGCCCAGGUGGAGCUGGGUGCACCAGGCUUCCCUCCUCAUCUUCUGAAUUCCUUUAUCAAACAGCAGCCAUUGGUUGUGGCCAAGCUGGCAUCCUUCCUUGGUAGUUAGUAUUGGGCCAUGGAGCAGCAUUGCUGAGAUGUAAGCCCAGGACUCCUGGGAACUCUAUAGCUGCUUCUAUACUCUGAGGCAAGAAGAGCCCAGGCUGCCUAUGGUAGCCAACUAUGCGAUGACACCAGCCCACUAAGGCCACCAAAACCAGUACUUAGUACUUGGUUACCUCUGAAGAGUGAGCAACCUGAAUCUCCUGGCCCUGGCUGUCCAAUGAACUCAACUCACCUUUAAAAUUUCUUUAUUUUCUGCCUCCGGGACUCAACGACACACCAAGUGUUCAAAGGCUGGAAAAAGCACAGCCUGCAGAGCUGGGGACUGCAGUGCCUUGGCAAGGUGACUCCUUGGCAGACAAGCACUAGCCAAGGGUGUUCUGAAUCUGCCUCCAAUAUUCAGCUCCAUUUUGUGAUGGAGUAACAAAAAGGACCAAACCAGUUUAAAGAAUCAACUGCACAAACCAGA